Exophiala oligosperma is the source of this 1030-nucleotide messenger RNA. RefSeq lists its product as uncharacterized. The transcript has a single exon. The coding region runs from base 45 to 761 and encodes 238 amino acids. The record is from RefSeq and is a predicted model, not a curated record. NCBI's taxonomy places the organism in Eukaryota, Fungi, Ascomycota, Eurotiomycetes, Chaetothyriales, Herpotrichiellaceae.
CUUGUCCAAAUAUCUGUGGCGUUUGCUUAGCUGUAUCCAUUAAAAUGGCACCACUCAAUAUUGGCAUUCUUGUCUAUGACUAUCAAGCCAUCGACAUCAUCGGUCCCACCGAUUUGCUGAACUCGUCAAGCAAAGCUUUGGCCGAAAGACUACGCACCUUUAUCCCAGUCGACGAUGAAGUAAUUGAACAAGCUCCAGAUUUCAUUUUCCACCAUAUUGGGCUGACCCGUGAGCCUAUUCGACUUUUGACCAGCGCCCUCACCAUAGUCCCAAGCACGACUGUUAAUGAAUGCCCCGAACUUGAUUUUCUCCUUGUUGGCGGACCUGCACCUGUCAGAUUUCAACUCGCAGAAGAAUACGCAGAUUUCAUCCGUCGUCAUGUUGCCUCGGGCAAACUCACUUUUUCUACCUGCACCGGUGCAGCAGUUUUAGCAGCCGCCGGCGUGCUCGAUGGCAAAUCAGCAACUAUCAACAAUAUCGAAUAUGAUUGGGUCAAAAAGAGAUAUCCACUAGUUAAAUGGACGAAAGAACGAAAAUGGAUUAUAGAUGGAAACAUUUGGACCGCAGGCGGAGCAGUCGCUGGGAUGGAUAUGUUUUCUCACUGGUUGAAGGAGAAUUAUGGCCUAAGUGUGCUCACAAACGGUGCCUUAGGUCUAGACUAUGAGCCCCGUGAUUAUGAUGGCCUGUUUACUGUUCUACCGAAAAGAUAUGACGAUGAAGGCGAGCAAAUUUGUACACAUCACGUCCCACUGUAUACCUAACUGGUAACUGGCGCUAGAAACCUUGAAUUCAGGAAAGAAUAUUCAAGAUUAAGUCUUCCUAUAGCGGGGGACCCCUUCGGGGAGAGCUAUAGAGCAAUCAACGCUCGAACACAGUAUCUAGUCUCCGAUGAAGGGCCAUAUUAAUGUUCCUGAAUGCCUGGGCAUAUCGAGAACCGUGAAGUGGUUGUCGCGCCUGUGUCUAACCUUUUUCUACAGCGAACCACAAUCUUCCUCAUUUCAUCGAUGGACCCAUCUGGAUGGGCUUCAUC